GACUCUGGCGAGACCCGUCUCUGACAUGCUGUAAGUUGUUUUAUCUGGACUGGACCUAUAAUAUGGCUUCGCUGUAUCAGAGAUUCACCGGGAAGAUUAAUACCACCAAUUCCUUCCCGCACCCACCUGAGGCCAGUCACCUUCUCGGUGGACAGGUUGCAGACGAGGAAGCAAAGAUCCCUCAGCAAGUCGUCGAUGGCAGACCUCACGUCCAGUACCGCAAAAAAUGCCUGAAGGAGGAUGAGGAUGACCUGGUGGGCAGUGCUCCACCACAGAGGAACUGGAAAGGAAUAGCCAUCGCCCUGCUGGUCAUCCUCAUCAUCUGUUCCCUGAUUGUCACCUCCGUCAUCCUGCUGACCCCUCGUGAAGAUGACAGCCUCGCCCUUAAGAAGAAAGUGACUAUAGAGGAUGUUUUCGGUCCAGAUCUUCACAUCCACGACCCAGACGCCAAAUGGCUCAGCGGAAAUGAGCUGCUGUAUCGUACGAGGGAAGGAGAUGUUGUCAAACUUAAUGUUGACACAAUGGAGAGAACUGUUGUCGUGCUGAACCAGUUUUUUGACAGAGCCAAAGCCGACCGGUACCAAGUGUCUCCCGACAUGCAACAUGUCUUGUUUGCCUUUGAAGUAAAACCAAUCUACCAACAUUCCUAUGUGGCAAAGUACAUUAUUUACAGCCUUGUGACACAAGAAACUUGGCCUUUGAAGCCGCCUGAAGUGCAUGAAGCUGUCCUGCAGUUUGCUGGAUGGGGACCUCGAGGCGAGCAGCUGAUCUUCAUAUUUGAAAACAACAUCUACUACAGAUCAACAGUAGAUAACCGAGCGAUCCGCCUUGUUUCCACUGGGAAGGAGGGAGUCGUCUUUAAUGGCCUCACUGACUGGCUGUACGAGGAGGAGAUCCUGCAAACCCACAUAGCUCACUGGUGGUCUCCGGACGGGCUCCGUCUGGCCUACAUGACCAUCAAUGACACACUGGUGCCAAAGAUGGAAGUUCCCUUUUUCACAGGAACACCGUACCCCGCCAACCUGGAGUAUCACUACCCAAAGGCUGGUGAGGAAAACCCUGUUGUGCACCUGUCAGUGGUGAGCCUCAAUGGUCCCCUGCACACCGUGGUGAUGAAGAAACCUGAUGACCCCCGAAUAGGGAGGGAAUAUUAUAUCACUAUGGUGAAAUGGGCCACCAGCACCAAACUGGCUGUCAACUGGCUGAACAGAGGCCAGAACAACUCCAUCCUGACGCUGUGUGAGGCGACAACCGGAGUCUGCAUUAAGAAACAUGAAGAUGAGAGUGAGAGCUGGUUGCACAGACAGAACGAAGCACCGCUGUUUUCCAAUGACGGACACAAGUUCUUCUUCACCAGAGCAAUCCCUCAGGGCGGGAGAGGAAAGUUCUUCCACAUCUCAAUGUCCACCUCUUUGCCUAACACCAGCACAGACAUACUUCAGUCCCUGACCUCUGGAGACUGGGACGUCACCAGCAUCUUAGCCUACAAUCACGAAAGGAACCUCAUAUACUUUCUGAGCACAGAGGAUGACCCCAAACGACGGCACUUGUACAGUGCUGACACAAUCCCUCCAUUUAACCGCUGCUGCCUGUCUUGUGAGUUCAAGUGCGGCUACGUGGACGUGUCGUUCAGCCACAACAUGCAGUACUUCUUACUCAGCUGUAAAGGUCCAGAUAUACCGAGUGUCGCCAUCUACAGAACAGAGGAUAAACAGAAGGUGUUUGACGUGGAAACAAAUGAAAGAGUAAACAACACAUACAACAACAUGCAGAUGCCCAGAGUGGAGUACGAGACCAUCACCAUAGAUGACUACACUCUGACGAUGCAGAUUCUGAAGCCAGCUGGAUUCAUAGACACAGCCCAUUACCCCUUACUGCUGCUGGUGGAUGGUACACCCGGUGGGCAGAUGGUGUCAGAGCAGUUUCGGGUGGACUGGGCGACGGUUCUGGUCAGCAGCUUCAGCACCAUCGUCAUCCGCUUUGACGGCCACGGCAGCGGCUUCCAGGGCACAAACCUUCUCCAUAAAGUCAGGAGGAAACUGGGAAGACUGGAGGAGAGGGACCAGCUGGAAGCACUCAGGUUCAUAUCCAAAGAGCCAUUUAUUGAUAAGAGUCGAAUGGGAGUUUAUGGAAAGGCCUAUGGAGGAUAUUUAGCCACAAUGCUUCUGAGCUCUGAGGAGUUUAACCAGCUUAAAUGUGGGACAGCAGUCUCCCCCAUCACAGAUUUUGAGCUAUAUGCAUCUGCAUUUUCAGAACGAUACCUCGGCUCAAAGACAGAUUCACGGGUAUAUACGAUGGCAAAUUUAGCACACAGAGCGGGUCAGCUCCUGCAGAAGCAGUACUUGAUAAUUCACCCAACCGCUGACGAAAAGGUUCACUUCCAGCACACGGCCAAAUUCAUUAAUCAUUUAAUCAGCGAGAAGGCCAAUUACACUCUACAGAUCUACCCUGACGAGGGACACUUUCUACACAGUGACGGAACGCAGCAGCACCUCAGCCAAUCCCUAGUCAACUUCUUCGAGGUUUGCUUUCGGGAGCCGGAGGUUAUGACGGACAACCAACAGGAAGAGGACGAAGACGACAGUUAAACCUCUGAGCAGCCCCCAGCCAGCUACUACAGCACAAUAUGCAACAAUAUUUCUAACCUAUUCUACCCACACCACCUGCUGUCCAAUCAGAUUUUAGCUCUACUCUGAAGUACAGCACUUGCAUGUGCAAAAGGGGCCUCGGCUUACAACCCCUCUCCUCACCUCCUGCUGGCUGAUGGUCAGAAAGACAGAAAUAAAUCUCAGACUUGAGCAGUCACACCUCUCUCUGCUACUGGAAUAAAUGGACUAGUACUCCCUCUGGUGGACAAAUAGAGGAUCAACAUAACGUCCAUUGAGCAAUGCGUCUCCAUUCCAAACCAGGCACAUAAAUCGAGCGCUUUGCAGCACAAAAUAUCCCCCAAUGAGAAGAUCAGUUCAUUACGUUGACAUUUAACAUUUGAAAGGCUGCCAGUUUCUGAUAACCUUGCCAACCAACUUACUGAUUAUUGUGUUCAUGAGUAUGAUUACUGCUACUUGUUUCUCAGACUUUCUCCGUUCAGUGUCGUGUCUAUGAGUGGAUGUCUGGCUGCAUCGGUCUGUAGUUGCUUUACAAAACGAGGGCACAAUGUUUUACUUGUGUUGUACUCUAAAAAACAAAGUGUCUAUACAGAAAUGGUAUGAAAUCAUAUUUUCCCUCGUCAUAUUUCUGAAUUGAACUCUUGUUCUUUUGGUCACUGUGCCUUACUGUGGGUGAAAUGUUCGUGUCGGGAGCCCACGUGACACUGAAGACGAGUAAAUAUGGAUAGGUCUUGUUAGAACUGUGGACUCAAAACCAGAUGAUUUAAUUUUCCUGAAAUAACAGCCAAUUAUUUGAGAGUGAAUUUUAAAUCAGAAGGUAUGGCACACUUUUAUCUUAAACAUGGGAAGAACUGAAUACAAAAUAAUUGUAUGUCUGCUUGAAAGAUGGUAUGAUACUACAAAACAGUGUAAAGAGUAUUUAGUUUGCAAAUACAGUUCUUGAUAUUUACCUUCCAAACUAGCAUACUUGUGAGUUAACCAUGCUGAAUUUUCAUUAUUUUGUGAAUUACUUUGACAAGUGUUUAAUGGCUUGACUCU
Messenger RNA from Plectropomus leopardus (leopard coralgrouper), 3644 nucleotides. It is a transcript of the gene dpp6b, whose product is annotated as dipeptidyl-peptidase 6b. Gene Ontology annotation, biological process: regulation of potassium ion transmembrane transport; proteolysis. The record is from RefSeq and is a predicted model, not a curated record. Lineage: Eukaryota; Metazoa; Chordata; Actinopteri; Perciformes; Serranidae. Gene Ontology annotation, molecular function: serine-type peptidase activity; potassium channel regulator activity. Gene Ontology annotation, cellular component: plasma membrane; voltage-gated potassium channel complex.